AUGGCUUUUUCUCAAGACUCUUCUUUGACAGCUCUAUUAGUCUUUGAGAACACCAUCAAUAAAGAAUUGAUAAGGAGCUUGCAUGUUUACAGAUUGAAGGAUGGGAAGGAAAAGGAAGUUGAGAGGGAGUUUGUUUUCUCUGUGGAUGGUCCAUAUGUUGAAAUGAAAGCAGACCCAAUUCUUAGAUUGAGGAGAUUUCCGGUUUUGGAGCUCUUUGAAGGGCAAGUGAUUGGUUUGUGGCAUUGCAUAUUUGCAUUUCAUGCCAAUAAUCCUCCUCAUUUGAGCGACAGUCCUUUUCUACUCUCAGUUUCCAGAAAUCCCAAGCUGAAGUCAAUUCCAACACUGGCCAAAGAUAUCUGUUUCAUUUUGAAGUUGAGCUGCAAAACAGACAAUGAAGAGCCAUCAGAGUUUUCAUCCAAAGUAAUGCGUGAAGUGAACAGAGAUAAUCACCAUCAGUCAAAGAAAAGUCUGCCUGUAUUGGAUCAGGAUCUUAACUGUCUUCCUUCUUCGGUUUCUCCAUCUAAAUUAUCAAAGAGCGAACAUAUUGAACUGAGUGCUGCAGGAUUUCUGUUAUUGAUCAUCAUGGCUUACCAACUGGAAAAUUGCAGGUGCUAUGGAAAAGAAGAAAAAAGAGCAGCCAGUGAAGACAUUUCUAGAAUUGCUUUAGAAGAUGUUGUCAAAUACUUUGGUCUCCCAAUUGUGGAAGCUUCAAGAAAUUUGAAAGUUGGUCUCACGGUAUUGAAGAGAAAGUGCAGGGAAUUAGGCAUACCUCGCUGGCCGCAUAGGAAGAUCAAAUCCCUUGACAGUCUCAUUAGUAGUCUCCAGGAGGAGGCAGAAAAGAAAAAGCAAGAUAAUGAGGAUGCUGCCAUGGCAGUGGCCAAGAGACGAAGGAUGCUGGAGAGGGAAAAAGAAACUAUAGAGAGGAAGCCAUUCAUGGAAAUACAAAGUGAGACCAAAAGAUUCAGGCAAGAUGUUUUCAAAAGAAGGCACAGAGCUAGAGCUCUUGGAAACCAGGGUGUAUGA
This is a messenger RNA of Dovyalis caffra, 1023 nucleotides long. Lineage: Eukaryota; Viridiplantae; Streptophyta; Magnoliopsida; Malpighiales; Salicaceae. The record is from the annotation of a GenBank genome assembly.